AUGGCACCCACUUACUGCUCCCUCCUUCCACCCCGCAGGCGGCGGGGGGAGGGCCCGCAGCUCCGGCCCCGGCGCCUGCGGCCGGGUACCCCAGGUCCAACAGGCGCUCCUCCAAGCGGAGCCUUGGAGGGCAAGGCCGGCACCAUUACCUCCAACGAGUGGAGCUCUCCUAACUCCCCUGAGGGGAGCAACGUCUCUGGGGGCAGUCAGGCAUUGGACAAGCCCAUCGACAAUGAUGCGGAGGGUGUUUGGAGCCCGGACAUUGAGCAGAGCUUCCAGGAGGCCCUGGCCAUCUACCCACCCUGUGGCCGGCGCAAGAUCAUCCUGUCGGAUGAGGGCAAGAUGUACGGUCGGAAUGAGCUGAUUGCUCGUUACAUCAAGCUCCGGACCGGGAAGACCCGCACCAGGAAGCAGGUCUCCAGCCACAUCCAGGUGCUGGCUCGUCGCAAAGCCCGUGAGAUCCAGGCCAAGCUAAAGGAUCAGGCAGCUAAGGACAAGGCCCUGCAGAGCAUGGCUGCUAUGUCGUCCGCCCAGAUCAUCUCCGCCACAGCCUUCCACAGUAAAAUGGCCCUCGCCCGGGGCCCUGGCUGCCCAGCAGUCUCAGGGUUUUGGCAAGGAGCUUUGCCGGGCCAAGCCGGAACAUCCCACGAUGUGAAACCUUUCUCUCAACAAGCCUACACUGUCCAGCCUUCGCUGCCUCUGCCAGGGUUCGAGUCUCCUUCAGGAGCCGCCCCAUCGCCCUCAGCGCCCCCAGCACCCCCAUGGCAGGGCCGCAGCGUGGCCAGCUCCAAGCUCUGGAUGCUGGAGUUCUCUGCCUUCCUGGAGCAGCAGCAAGACCCUGAUACGUACAACAAGCACCUGUUCGUACACAUUGGCCAGUCAAGCCCAAGCUACAGUGACCCCUACCUUGAAGCCGUGGACAUCCGCCAGAUCUAUGACAAGUUCCCGGAGAAAAAGGGUGGACUCAAGGAGCUCUUUGAACGGGGACCUUCCAAUGCCUUUUUUCUCGUGAAGUUCUGGGCAGACCUCAACACCAACAUGGAGGACGAAGGCAGCUCCUUCUACGGGGUCUCCAGCCAGUACGAGAGUCCCGAGAACAUGAUAAUCACCUGCUCCACCAAGGUCUGCUCAUUCGGCAAGCAGGUGGUGGAGAAAGUGGAGACAGAGUAUGCCCGCUACGAAAACGGCCACUACUCCUACCGCAUCCACCGGUCCCCGCUCUGUGAGUACAUGAUCAACUUCAUCCACAAGCUGAAGCACCUGCCCGAGAAGUACAUGAUGAACAGCGUGCUGGAGAACUUCACCAUCCUGCAGGUGGUCACCAACAGAGACACACAGGAGACUUUGCUGUGCAUUGCAUAUGUCUUCGAGGUGUCAGCCAGCGAACAUGGGGCUCAACACCACAUCUACCGGCUGGUGAAAGAAUAAGAGACUCGGGGAGCAGGGAUGGGGGAAGAGAUGUGUGUGUGUGUGUACAGGGACACGGGGUGGGGACCUGCAGGGACAGCCCCUUGAAGUGCCAAGAAAGCUGACCCUUCCUACCCAGGAACAAAUUGUGCCUCAACCUGCAGUGCCCAACCCCAAAUAAACCCAAGAUGUGUAUUUUCAGAGGACCCCACCUGGCUGUAGGAGCCCUGGGAGGGACUGUGUGAGAAGGGGGCAGUCUGGGAAGCGGGCUGGAAGCAGCCCCAGAGGUGCAUCAUGGGCAGUUCUGAAGCCAUUGCCUCAGUGGACUCAGCCAGGAAUGUCGCCAGACGCUGAAGGUCAUGCUGGAUGGUCCCUCUGCUGCCUGGAGCCCCUGCACUCUGCCGCUGGCCACCCUGGCAGGCCUGAGGAUAGGCACGCGGGCUCCCAUUCUGUGCGUGCUCAAGUGUGCACCGCGGCUCCCUGUGCGUGCUGCGGCUGCACUGCCUGGCACCUCUGCUGCCACUACCGCGGGGCAGCUAACA
This is a messenger RNA of Eptesicus fuscus (big brown bat), 1949 nucleotides long. It is a transcript of the gene TEAD4, whose product is annotated as TEA domain transcription factor 4. Gene Ontology annotation, biological process: hippo signaling; embryonic organ development; DNA-templated transcription. The record is from RefSeq and is a predicted model, not a curated record. The transcript is spliced from 13 exons. Gene Ontology annotation, cellular component: transcription regulator complex. Gene Ontology annotation, molecular function: RNA polymerase II cis-regulatory region sequence-specific DNA binding; DNA-binding transcription factor activity, RNA polymerase II-specific. NCBI's taxonomy places the organism in Eukaryota, Metazoa, Chordata, Mammalia, Chiroptera, Vespertilionidae. The coding region runs from base 1 to 1428 and encodes 475 amino acids.